Messenger RNA from Trichoderma gamsii, 858 nucleotides. RefSeq names its product proteasome component PRE2. Gene Ontology annotation, molecular function: threonine-type endopeptidase activity. The transcript has 2 exons. Gene Ontology annotation, cellular component: proteasome core complex. The coding region runs from base 1 to 858 and encodes 285 amino acids. The record is from RefSeq and is a predicted model, not a curated record. NCBI's taxonomy places the organism in Eukaryota, Fungi, Ascomycota, Sordariomycetes, Hypocreales, Hypocreaceae.
AUGGAUUCUCUGGUGGCCAAGUACAGCCGGUCGGCAUAUGCGCAGAACGAGCCUCUUGAGGAUGACGAGUAUGGCCAGGAGCUGAUGAACCCGACGGCUCACCUGUCGGGCAACUUUGCCAUGCCUCCUGUUGCGCAGCCCUCUGCUUGGCUCCGCGCCGCCACAGACGACCGCUCCAACCCCGACUGCCCCAUCAAGAUUGCCCACGGAACGACGACACUUGCCUUUCGCUUCCAGGGCGGCAUCAUCGUGGCCACGGAUUCUCGAGCCACGGCCGGCAACUGGAUUGCCUCACAGACGGUCAAGAAGGUGAUUGAGAUCAACAGCGUGCUGCUGGGCACCAUGGCCGGCGGUGCCGCAGAUUGCCAGUACUGGCUCGCCUGGCUGGGCAUGCAGUGCCGCCUGCACGAGCUCCGCCACAAGCGCCGCAUCAGCGUCGCCGCCGCCAGCAAGAUCCUGGCCAACCUCAUCUACAGCUACAAGGGCAUGGGCCUCAGCAUGGGCACCAUGUGCGCCGGCGUGACCAAGGAAGAAGGCCCCGCGCUGUACUACGUCGACAGCGACGGCACGCGGCUGUCGGGCAACAUGUUUUGCGUGGGCUCCGGCCAGACAUUUGCCUAUGGUGUGCUGGAUUCCGAGUACAAGUACGAUCUGACGGACGAGGAGGCGCUGGAGCUGGGCAAGCGGAGUAUCCUGGCGGCGACGCACCGUGAUGCCUACUCUGGUGGCUACAUCAACUUGUACCAUGUCAAGGAGGCGGGCUGGGUCAAGCACGGCUUCAUGGACACGAAUCCGAUUUUCUGGGAGACGAAGCUGGAGAAGGGCGAGUUUUCAAACGUGACGAGCGCGUUGGAUUAG